Periconia digitata is the source of this 1026-nucleotide messenger RNA. Lineage: Eukaryota; Fungi; Ascomycota; Dothideomycetes; Pleosporales; Periconiaceae. The record is from the annotation of a GenBank genome assembly.
UCGCCGGCGUGCGUCGACAUACCUUCAUUGUCUCCGCCAACGUUGUUCAUCACGUUUGCUGUUUUAUCCCUCCGAAGCCUGCUUCCGUCGUCGUUCCAUGAGCCCAGUCAUACACCAGCCGCCGCCAUGAGCAAAUACGGAACCCUGGUCAUGGGCCCCGCCGGCGCGGGUAAAUCCACCUUUUGCUCCUCGCUGAUCCAGCAUCUGCAAAACAACAAGCGACCAUGCUACUAUGUCAACCUCGACCCAGCCGCCGAAGAGUUCGACUUCGAGCCGGACCUCGACAUCAAGGACCUCGUCAGUCUCUCCGACGUCAUGGAUGAGAUGAGCCUUGGUCCCAACGGCGGUCUUAUCUACUGCUUCGAGUUCCUCAUGGACAACCUCGAUUUCCUGACCGAACCGCUCGAGGAGGUGACGGACGAGUACCUUAUCAUCAUCGAUAUGCCCGGCCAGAUUGAACUAUACACACACGUACCGAUCCUGCCGGACCUUGUGCGUACGCUGAUGCGUGGCUCUCUCAAUAUAAAUCUGUGUGCAGCAUACUUGCUCGAGGCCACGUUCAUCGUGGAUCGACCAAAGUUCUUCUCCGGCACGCUGUCGGCCAUGUCCGCUAUGCUCAUGCUGGAGAUGCCACACAUUAACAUCCUGAGCAAGAUGGAUCUGGUAAAGGGCCAGGUCAAACACCGCGAGCUCAAGCGCUUCAUCGAUCCUGAUCCGAACCUGCUCGAUGAUGACCCCACGCGGAAGACGAAGGGCGAGGAUAAGGAUGAGCUGAAGGAGUACGAGGACCCGGGCUUGACCAGCAGCGUCAUGAGCGGAUCGUCUUUUGACCGUCUGAACAAGGCGGUCGCGCAGCUCAUCGACGACUUUAGCAUGGUCUCUUUCCUCAGGCUUGAUGUCAAGGACGAGGAUAGUCUUGCAGCCGUACUGAGCUAUAUUGAUGACGCGAUACAGUAUCAUGAAGCGCAGGAGCCAAAGGAGCCCAAGGACGAGGCGAUGGAAGAGUCUAUGGGACUUAGUGGUUGA